AUGAGGUGCAGUCCUGGACAACAGCCACAAAGCAAUCCUUGUGUCUCACGUGGCAAAAAGUGAAAGUGCAGCUAAUGCUAAGCAUGUCUUUCCUCGUUGCUGUUUUUUGGUAUUGCAGAAGGCUAUACAGCUUUUUAGCACAGCUACUGAAACGGUGGAGCAACUACCUUCAGAGAAAACUCAUAAGGAAUCUCAGUGUGCUGACAGAAGUUGAUCUGCUUGGUUAUAGUGCGAGAGAAUGGAAAGGAGAAACAAAGCAGGCCAAACACAUGAGGGAGGCAUAUGAAGAAUUGUUUUGGAACUAUCAUAUCAAAUAUCUGCGACAAGUCAGGAGGGACAACUACUGUGUACUAAGAGCAGUGCUUUUUCAGAUAUUCAGCCAAGGCAUUCCUUUUCCAUCAUGGAUGAGAGAGAGAGAUAUAUUAAAGCUCCCUGAAAAGCUUUUGUAUUCUCAAGGUUGCAACUGGAUUCAGCAAUACAGUUUUGGGCCAGAAAGAUACAUGGGUCCCAAUGCCUUUGGUAAAUUGCGCAAAUGUAUGGAGACAUUGAAGACAAAUUGGACUGAAAUAAGUGCUACUAAAGAUCAUGAAGAAAGAGGGAACAUGUGUAAUACACUCUUUUCUGAUGAGAGCAAGGAGCACAAACUAUAUGAGGCCAUAAAGUUCAUCAUGCUCUACGAAGUUGUUGAAGCCUAUGAGCAGAUAAAGAACAGGGAAGAACCCAUACACAACCUUUUUAGGCUUCUCCUUGCUCGUGAUUCUUCAUCUGACCCAUUGAGUUUCAUGAUGAAUCAUCUGAACUCCAUAGGUGACUCUAUUUGCCUAGACCAGGUUGAACUGUUUCUUCUUGGAUACUUACUUGAAGUAAAGAUAAGAGUUUACAGACUGCAUAGGUUUAAUACUGAGGAAUUUCAGGUAAACUAUCCAGAUGAAUACCGAAGGGAAUGGAAUGAGAUUUCUCUCCUGACCGAGGAUGACCGCUACUAUCACAUCCCCCUUUUCAGAACGUGAAGGACCAAUGACUUUUUUUUUUUCCUUUGUAUAAUAUAGUGAGUGACCAGUUCCAGUGAAUUAGGUUUCUAAUUGGCAGCAGUAAGAUUUUGAGAAUCCUAGUUAAUGAUUACAAAAUGAUUUAUGGGUUUAUUGUGUAAACAUUUUGCUUUCCCAUUAACAGC
Messenger RNA from Fulmarus glacialis (Northern fulmar), 1174 nucleotides. It is a transcript of the gene OTULINL, whose product is annotated as family with sequence similarity 105, member A. Gene Ontology annotation, biological process: protein linear deubiquitination. Gene Ontology annotation, cellular component: cytoplasm. Gene Ontology annotation, molecular function: cysteine-type deubiquitinase activity. Lineage: Eukaryota; Metazoa; Chordata; Aves; Procellariiformes; Procellariidae. The transcript is spliced from 7 exons. The record is from RefSeq and is a predicted model, not a curated record. Bases 75 to 1010 code for a protein of 311 amino acids.